Molecule: messenger RNA, 959 nt
Organism: Ceratitis capitata (Mediterranean fruit fly)
Lineage: Eukaryota; Metazoa; Arthropoda; Insecta; Diptera; Tephritidae
Product: serine-rich adhesin for platelets
Exons: 4
Coding region: 95-874 (259 amino acids)
Cellular component (GO): extracellular region
Molecular function (GO): chitin binding
Source: RefSeq, a predicted model, not a curated record
AAAGAAUUUAGUUGGUAAAAACCGUAGCUGUGGAGAAGUGGAAAAGUUUAGAUAAACUCACAGUUUUCGUAGAAGAGAAACAGAGACGCGCAAAAUGUGGAAAGCAAGUUUCGCAGUAUUAUUAGUCUUAUUAGCAGCACGACAAAUCAAUGGCGAUUGUAAUGUCUGCAAUACAAAUAAUGGCGCUGCCUGUACAUCGAAUACCACCUUUCAACUAUGCUUUAACGGUGUCGCUCAAGGCGUAAAUUACUCCUGUCCCAAUGCCGGCGAUGUCUGCACGAAUUUAGGACAAAUCUGCUUAGAUCCCGAAAGCAACACUGCCGUAGAAGCCGAUUGUGGCAAUACCGAGCAAUGUGGUCGCUGUACCGAUGUUACCAACUACGCUUACGCUUGCACCAGUCACACCACGUUCGUCAUGUGCUCCGGUAAUUUGCCGACGAACGUAACCAGCACUUGUCCGCAAGGUUUUGUUUGCCUUACGAGCAGAGCGAAUGCUGGCGUUAGUCCGUGUGUGAAUCAAUGUUUAAAGGAUGUGAAAGAUAUGUGCGAUAUCGAAGCGGCUGAUAGUAGUGUUACCGAUUCAACUACAAUAACAACGGUUACAACAGCCAGCACAGCGACGACAGUCACAGACAGUUCGAGUGCAAGCACUGGCACGACUCUGAGCCCAGAGGAUGCAGUGUGUGCGGGUACUACACUGGUGGGACGUUAUCCAUAUCCGAAUGAUACGGUGUGUCGGACCUAUGUUUAUUGUUCCAUUAAUUUAUCGACUGGUGUUUUAUAUGGACGUCCGUUAUCUUGUCCGGGCGUCACAUACUUCAAUCCAAGCAUAAACAGGUGUCAAGCCGCAGUGCCUACUGGUUGUGUUGCGUAAAUUUGUGUUGUGUAUUUAGAAAAAUUAGUUUAUGAGUGUUGCUCAGAUUGAUUUGUGUUGGUUUGAAAUAAAAAAAUAGAAUUAA